Molecule: messenger RNA, 1198 nt
Organism: Lingula anatina
Lineage: Eukaryota; Metazoa; Brachiopoda; Lingulata; Lingulida; Lingulidae
Product: coiled-coil domain-containing protein 60
Source: RefSeq, a predicted model, not a curated record
AUGCCUAAAGGAAGGGACGAUCCCCGGACGUAUAUCCGCCGAGAAGCUCCCCCCAUCCUCAGUCAGAAGGGAAUAAAAAUCCAAGCCCGAAGCGCUGAGGUCUACAAUCCCACCUUCCCCACACGUCAAAAUGUACGCGAGGAAAAUUACAACAGGCGCAUACGCCAACUCACACAACAGGGCUUUCGCUCUGUGAACUAUAAACCGUAUCAGAACAUUGGCGGAGAGAUUUAUCUGUCCAACAAAAGGCUUAUACUGACAGCUCUAGGCCAGUGGAAUGAGAGUGAUGAUGAGGACUCGUCCAGCGAGGAGGAAGAGGAUAGCGAGGAGGAGGGCCAGCAAACCCAGUCUCUCAGACCUAUGACUCCAGCAAAGUUUGUGUUAAGAAGAACGAGAAAAGAUUUAAAUAACCUGCACAAGGAAGUGGCUCACGGCAGAAAUCUGAUCAGGAAUGUGAAGCUGGGGCAUGGAUUGUUUGAAAAGCUGAGAUAUGAGCAGGAGAUGAAGCUUCAAGAAGAGGAGAUGGAGAAUCGCAAGCAGAGGCAGUUUGGGUUGUUAAACUGGAACCCUGACGACUCGUCCAGCGACGGAGAGACAGAUGAGGAACUCGCUGAAGAUGUGGAGCUUACUGGAUUUAUGAGUCAAGAUGGUGGUGAAGGCAAUGUGAGCCCAGAACCCUCACUUCCAGCUCCUAGUCCUAUCACCAAGAGCAGAGUGUCAUUUGCUGGGCAUCCUAGCCCGCGAUCAGCCAGGACGGGUGCCAAGUCUGCGGCCAGUAAGAAGUCGUCCAAGACUCUGCCUCCGAGACCCUACACUGCCACACACACUAACAUCUUCAAUGACGGUCCAACAACGUUGACCACACACUCCAAGGAGGCCCUGUUCAGACAACUGUGUGCACUGAACUGGAUCUUAGAUGCAAUGAACAUAGACACAAACUACGCAAUGGAAAACAUAAACACAUGCUGGAAUCUCAACACAAUAGGUGGCGCUAAGAUCCACAUAAAGAAGCUGGAGAGAAAAGACAGGAUUGAGAGUGAAUACUCCAGCUUUGUAGCCACCAAGACACCUACCAAGGUAAGACUUCUCACAUGACUGUCACCUGACUAACACGUAAGGGUCACAUGACUCAUGCUACAAGGAACCUCCGGAAAAUUACUGCAUACCCUUACGAAAGAGUCCUAUAGGAUACUAUAAG